AUGGUCGUGAACAAUCCAAACAACUGGCACUGGGUGGACAAGAACUGCAUUGACUGGUCGAAGGCAUACUUCAACAGCAACUUGAUUGGCUUGUCUGCUAAGACGGACGACAACAGAGACGUCCAAGUCAAAGCAAUUUCUUCUCUCGAAGGAGAUGUCGAGGUCUGUCAGAGAAAGGGAAAAGUCAUUUCCAUUUUUGAUCUCAGAAUUGUUCUUAAUAUCGAAGGCUCCUCGGCGCAGGACAAGGAUUUCAAGGGAAGUAUCACAGUCCCUGAAUUGGCAUACGACACCGAGGAGGACGAGCUUCAAUUCGAUAUAAGCAUAUACAACGAGGACUCCGACUCUGAGAAGAUGAGAAUUGUAAUCAAAAAGGAAUUGGUCCCUCAGAUCAAGUCUGUGUUGAUGAACUUUGGUGGCGAUUUGAUCAAGGAACAUGGGUCGGACAUCCAGCAUGAAAGUGACAAGGUCCACUCGAAACUCACCAAAGAGAACCAAUCCGCCUUACAAGCAAAGGAAGCCAAAGACAAGGAACAAGCCCAAAAGCCAGCUCCCGUACCGUCGGCACGCCCAGUAACUGAAACCUCGAGUUCAAGUGUUCCAAAGUACAACACGUCUACCUUGCACUUAGAGCCUACAUUUAACACAACUGCUGAGCAAUUAUACAUCACUCUCUUGGAUCCUGCGAGGGUGUCCGCCUGGUCCAGAUCCAACGCGCAAAUUCAAGCCAAAGAGGGUUCUGAGUUCCUGUUGUUCGGUGGGUCGAUUUCAGGCAAGAUUCUUGAGUUGGUGACCAACGAGAGAAUCCGUCAAGCAUGGAGACUAGAUUCAUGGAGAACUGGCCACUUUGCUGAACUUGACAUACAAUUGAAGCAAGGCGCAGGAGAAACCACCAUGGUGGUCAAAUGGUCAGGGAUCCCCAUCGGUGAUGAGGACAGAGUAAAGGGUAAUUUCCAGGACUACUACGUGAGAGCCAUCAAGUUGACUUUUGGGUUUGGCGCAGUUUUGUAG
Messenger RNA from Metschnikowia bicuspidata var. bicuspidata NRRL YB-4993, 1008 nucleotides. It is a transcript of the gene AHA1, whose product is annotated as Aha1p. The record is from RefSeq and is a predicted model, not a curated record. NCBI's taxonomy places the organism in Eukaryota, Fungi, Ascomycota, Pichiomycetes, Serinales, Metschnikowiaceae. The coding region runs from base 1 to 1008 and encodes 335 amino acids. The transcript has a single exon. Gene Ontology annotation, cellular component: cytosol. Gene Ontology annotation, molecular function: ATPase activator activity; protein-folding chaperone binding. Gene Ontology annotation, biological process: positive regulation of ATP-dependent activity; protein folding.